AUGAGCAACCUAGAAAAGACCCUCUUCCAGCUCAAAUUCACAGCGAAGACGCUGAAUCGCCAGGCGAGGAAAGCGCAGAAGGACGAGAACGCGGAGAAAUCCCGCCUCAAAAAGGCGCUCCAGCAGGGCAACAACGACGGCGCGCGGAUAUACGCCUCGAACGCGAUCCGGAAGAAGAGCGAGUCGCUGAACCUCCUGCGCCUCGCGAGCCGCAUCGACGCGGUCGCGAGCCGCGUGGAGACCGCCGUCACGAUGCGCCAGGUGACGGGCAACAUGACCAGCGUCGUGAAGGGCAUGGACAAGGCAAUGGAGAGCAUGAACCUCGAGCGCAUCUCCCUCGUCAUGGACAAGUUCGAGAGCCAGUUCUCAGACCUCGACGUGCAGACCUCCUACAUGGAGGACGCGAUGGGCGCCACGACCGCCGUCUCGACGCCGCAGGACCAGGUGGACGCGCUCCUGCGGCAGACCGCCGAGGAGGCGAACAUCGAGCUCCAGCACGAUCUCGCCUCCAAGGACCUCGCGCGCGUGCGCGAGGAGGACGUGAACCUCGCCGAUCGCCUGCGCGCGCUGCGCCCGGCGACGUAG
Heterobasidion irregulare TC 32-1 is the source of this 585-nucleotide messenger RNA. RefSeq lists its product as uncharacterized. The transcript is spliced from 6 exons. NCBI's taxonomy places the organism in Eukaryota, Fungi, Basidiomycota, Agaricomycetes, Russulales, Bondarzewiaceae. Gene Ontology annotation, biological process: endosome transport via multivesicular body sorting pathway; late endosome to vacuole transport; protein transport. The coding region runs from base 1 to 585 and encodes 194 amino acids. The record is from RefSeq and is a predicted model, not a curated record. Gene Ontology annotation, cellular component: ESCRT III complex; multivesicular body.